This is a messenger RNA of Nannospalax galili (Upper Galilee mountains blind mole rat), 1763 nucleotides long. RefSeq names its product MLV-related proviral Env polyprotein-like. The transcript has a single exon. Lineage: Eukaryota; Metazoa; Chordata; Mammalia; Rodentia; Spalacidae. The coding region runs from base 34 to 1689 and encodes 551 amino acids. The record is from RefSeq and is a predicted model, not a curated record.
CUCACCUCGGGCUUAACCCUAAACCAAACCAAGAUGGAAGGUCCCCUGAUGACCAGCUUCCCAGCUUCCCUGACCUUUGAUGUAUGCAAGGUACUAAGUCCAGGGGCCCCUUGUGUUUGGGAUGAUUGGGAUGGAGAAACAGUAUAUGUGUGCCCAGGCACGGGGCGAGAUGUAUCCGAGAACUAUAGGUGUGGAGGGCCAGAGUACGGCUAUUGCUACCAUUGGGGAUGUGAAACUACCGGGAGUGUCUACUGGAACCCUUCUUCAACGUGGGAUUUAAUCAAGGUGUCCAAAGUCCAGAGUGGUUCCCAAAGCUCUUGUCGUAACAAUGAAGGAGGGAGGUGCAACUUCCAUCAGUUGCAAUUUACAGAAAAAGGUAAACAAGGCCUGUUCUUGUACCGAAAAACCACUUACGACCCCUUCGGGUUAUUUAUGCUCAAGAGAGAAAUAGCCACUAUCUCCCCAAGCCCCAUAGGCCCCAAUCGUAUCCUGACGGGACUCCUAGGGAGCGAUCCCCCUAGUGGAACGCAGAUACCAGGGGCUAUGACUCCUGUCACUCCUGUGGGGGCUCACCCCUCGCACCCCAACCACACCUCGGGAGCGAGUUCCCGAGCUCGAGCGGGGGAUCGACUGCUUAACCUAGUCCUGGGAGCCCACUCAGCCCUUAAUCAAACUGCACCUGAACGGGCUAAGUCCUGUUGGCUAUGCUUGGCGGCAGCCCCGCCCUAUUAUGAAGGAAUAGCCACCCUAGGAAACUACAGUAAGGUUACAGUGUCCGAACCCCGAUGCCACGCAGGAACUCCUCACCCCUUGACUCUUGCGGAGGUCUCGGGAUCCGGGCUCUGCUUAGGAAAACCCCCUCAGACUCACACCCACCUCUGCAACAAGACUAUAGACUUCCCUCAAGAGCAAGGUAGUUAUCUCCUACCCCAACCAGGAGCCUGGUGGGCAUGUAAUGGGGGACUUACUCCAUGUCUGAGCCCCGAUGUCCUUAAUGGCACUGGGGGCUUCUGCAUAAUGAUUAAACUUUUGCCCCGAAUAUUUUACCAUCCUGCUGGGGAGGUGGAGAGGUCCUUUACACAGCGACCUCACUGGGCUAAACGAGAACCUGUGUCCCUAACCUUAGCCUUACUCCUCGGGGCUGGAGUCGCGGCAGGAGUUGGGACCGGGACAGCAGCCUUAGUACAAGGGCCCCAGUUAUAUGCUAACCUAGAAAAAGCCAUAAGUGAAGAUAUUAGAGAUCUUGAGCAAUCUGUCUCAUAUUUACAAGAGUCCCUUAGCUCCCUCGCUGAGGUGGUACUUCAAAAUAGAAGGGGGUUAGAUCUGUUAUUCUUAAAAGAAGGAGGAAUGUGUGUGGCACUGGGCGAGGAAUGUUGCUUUUAUGCAGACAAUUCUGGGGUCGUUAAAGACUCCAUGGCCAAGCUCCGCCAAAGGCUAGACGCCAGGCAGAAAGAACGAGAAGCCUCACAACCCUGGUUUGAACGAUGGUUUAAUAAUAGCCCUUGGUUAACUACUCUAGUCUCCACCCUUCUAGGCCCCCUCUUUAUCAUCCUCCUCUUGCUGACCCUUGGGCCCUGUAUCCUCAAUAGAAUACUUCAGUUUGUGAGGGACCGCCUAUCUGUUGUGCAGACCUUAGUUCUCAAAAAUCAAUACCAAAUGCUGAACACUGCAGACUCCGAAAUCCCGUAAGAAAGGUAAAAGAUUUUUCCCAGGCACUAGAAAGAGUGGGGAAUGAAAGACCCUCGAGCUGUAGCCCCUUCAAC